AUGCCCCCGAGAACACGUCGUGGUGGUAAUCAUCAACCACGUCCUGUUUAUGAUACAAUCAUAGCUGAUAUGCAACGAGAAAUCCAACGACUCCAACAACGUCUUACACGUUAUGAAGCUGCCGCUGGUCCAUCCCGUCAGUCAGAUGACGAACAAUCAGACGGUGAAGAUGAAGAAGUCAAUCCAUUUCACCAACCCGAUGGUGAAUCAUCAAGUGGAGAAACAUCCAAUACCAGGCGAACCCGUCAUCCCCAACACCGAGAAAAAGAUUUGGGAAUAAAAGUUGAUAUUCCUGAUUUUGAAGGAGGUGUUCAUCCAGACGAUUUUAUUGAAUGGCUUCACACCGUUGAACGUGUCUUUGAUUUCAAGGAUAUUCCAGAUGAUCGCAAGGUCAAGAUAGUUGCAAUCAAGUUCAAGAAGCAUGCAUCCAUUUGGUGGGAGAAUCUUAAGAGACAACGAGAACGAGAAGAUCGUAGUAAAAUUCGCACAUGGGAUAAAAUGAAGCGUGAACUCAAGCGCAAAUUUUUACCAAGUCAUUAUCAUCAAGAUAUAUUUCUUAAGUUCCAUCACCUGGAACAAGGAAGCAAAUCUGUGGCAGAGUAUAUUGCCGAAUUUGAAGAUUUAUCAAUGAAGUGUGACAAUGCCGAGCCUGAAGAGCAGACCAUUGCAAGAUUCUUGACACGCCUGGACCCGAAGAUCUCUAAAGUUGUACAACUCCAGCAAUAUUGGUCGUUCAACGAUGUCACCAAGCUAGCCUUAAAAGUUGAAAGCCAACAAACAAAAGAGAAGACCGGAUUCAAAACUGUCACGAAAGAGACACCUUAUCGUGGUAACCCUUCAACAAGGUUUCCACCACCAAGAGCUAACUCCAGCACCACAAUGAAAAAGGUCGAGAAUCCAGCCGCAACCAGCAAGCCUUUCAAGCAAGUAAGUAAUCCUACUUCGAGGAGAUGUUUUAAGUGUCAAGGAUUCGGACACAAUGCUUCAGAAUGUCCAAAUUCUAGAAUAAUCUCUUUUGUCGAAGAAGAAUUAUUUGAAGACGAUCAAGUUGAGGAAAGCCAAGAAGAUGAAGCUGAUCAAGAGGUCCUACAUGCAGACAAAGGUGAAUCACUCGUUAUUCGACGUAUCCUCAACGCAGCUCCUAUUGAAGAAGAUGAAUGGUUGCGCCACAACAUCUUCCACACUCGGUGUACAUCUCAUGGGAAGAUAUGCAAUGUCAUCAUCGAUAGUGGCAGUUGUGAAAAUGUUGUUGCCGCGACAAUGGUCGAGAAAUUGAAGUUGCCUACAAAGGAUCACCCUUAUCCUUACAAGCUCACAUGGUUGAAGAAGGGGAAUGAUGUCAAGGUCACUAAACGAUGCCUAAUUGAUUUCUCCAUUGGUAAGAAAUACCAAGAUAAGGUAUGGUGUGAUGUCAUUCCUAUGGAUGCUUGUCAUUUACUUUUGGGUCGUCCAUGGCAAUAUGAUCGUCAUGCAAUUCAUGAUGGUUUUAAAAACACUUAUUCCUUUGAAAAAGAUGGUAUUAAAAUUGUUUUAGCUCCAUUUAAAAGGGAUAUGUUAGCAAAGCCAAGCCAAGAGAAGAGUCUCACCGUGUCUGAAUCAAUGUUUACUAUGGCGUUAGAAGAAUCGAGAGUUGCUUGUGUCCUUGUCAUGCUAGAAGAGAAUAAAGAAGAUCAAGGGAUUCCUGACGAGAUCACGCCUCUACUUCGUGAAUUCAAUGACAUUGUGCCUGAAAAAAUCCCACCUGGUCUACCUCCAAUGCGUGACAUUCAACAUUGUAUUGAUUUUGUUCCUGGUGCAGUGAUUCCAAACAAAGCUGCAUAUCGAAUGAGUCCAAAAGAGCAUGAAGAACUUCAGAGACAAGUCACCGAGCUUAUGCAGAAAUGUUUAGUUCGUGAAAGUGUGAGUCCUUGCACAGUUCCAGCACUCCUUGUGCCAAAGAAAGACGGAUCAUGGCGUAUGUGCAUCGAUAGUCGUACUGUCAAUCGGAUCACAAUCAAAUACAGAUUUCCUAUUCCUCGCCUUGAUGACCUACUAGAUCAAUUGCAUAAUGCUUUUUUAUUUUCCAAAAUUGAUCUACGAAGUGGGUACCAUCAGAUUCGAAUGCGACCUGAAGAUGAGUGGAAGACUGCAUUCAAGACUAGAGAUGGAUUAUACGAGCGGAUGGUCAUGCCAUUUGGUCUUUCAAAUGCACCGAGCACUUUUAUGCGAUUGAUGAAUCAGGUAUUCCGCCCUUUCAUUGGAAAAUUCGUGGUUGUUUAUUUUGAUGACAUCCUUGUGUAUAGUCGAAAUUCUGAAGAACACUUGGAGCAUUUGCGGCAAAUUUUUCAAGUUCUUCGUGAACAGAAAUUGUAUGCCAAUUUGAAGAAAUGUCACUUCUUGACUGACAAAGUGGUAUUUCUUGGGUACGUUGUAUCAAGCAAUGGGAUUGAGAUGGAUCCCAGCAAAAUUGAGGCAAUUAUUAGCUGGCCAAUUCCUCAAUCAAUACAUGAUGUUCGCAGUUUUCAUGGCCUAGCAUCUUUCUAUCGCCGCUUCAUCAAGAAUUUCAGCACUAUUGCCGCCCCACUCACUGAAGUAUUAAAAAAAGAAAAGUUUGAGUGGACCCGAGCUGCCCAACAAAGCUUUGAAGAACUCAAAGAAAUUAUCACGAGAGCACCAACUCUAGCCUUGCCAGAUUUUGACAAGCUUUUUGAAGUAGAUUGUGACGCUUCAGGAGUUGGUAUAGGUACAGUUCUCAGUCAAGAGGGUCGACCAAUUGCCUUCUUUAGUGAGAAACUCAAUGAAUCAAGGCGUAAGUACUCAACGUACGAGAAGGAAUUUUAUGCAAUUGUACGAGCCUUAGAUCACUGGAGUCACUAUUUGCUAGCUAAGGAAUUUGUGUUGUAUUCUGAUCAUGAGUCACUCAAGUAUCUUCACAGCCAACAAAAGCUCCAGCGUCGUCAUGCAAAAUGGAGUGAGUUUUUAUCUCCUUUUCACUUUGUCCUUAAGCACAAGUCUGGAACUCAAAAUAAAGUUGCUGAUGGUUUAAGUAGACGACAUGCUUUGCUCUCAACUCUUCAAGUCAAAGUAAUUGGUUUUGAAGUUCUCAAGGAUUUGUAUGAAGAUGAUGAAGACCUUGGAGAAUUCUAG
Messenger RNA from Spinacia oleracea (spinach), 3126 nucleotides. RefSeq lists its product as uncharacterized. Gene Ontology annotation, molecular function: zinc ion binding; nucleic acid binding. The coding region runs from base 1 to 3126 and encodes 1041 amino acids. The record is from RefSeq and is a predicted model, not a curated record. Lineage: Eukaryota; Viridiplantae; Streptophyta; Magnoliopsida; Caryophyllales; Amaranthaceae. The transcript has a single exon.